AUGAAUUCUCAAGUAAAACAAUUUGAUCAUUUAAAUAAUCGUCUUGAUUCUGUUGCAAAUCAUUUGCAAUCAUCUAUUGGAAAAUUUAGUCUUGGCCCUAAAAAUUCUUCAAAUGAUAAUAUAGAUAAUUUACCUAUUUUACGUGAUUAUAAUGCAAUUAUCAAUGGUACUUUUGCAUCAUUUAUAACACUUUCACGAAAAAUUGGUGGUGAAUUAUCAGUAAUUAUUGAUCAUGUUAUACGUUUAUUUGAAGCACAACGAGAAUUUCUUCGAUUUGCAAUACAAACUAAAAAACCAGUUAAUGAUCAACAAAUAGCUGAUUUAAUUAAAUCACAAUCAAGUGAAAUUGAAGCUAUUGUUGCUUUUACAAAUAAAAAUCGUAAAGCAAUAUUAUUUAAUCAUUUAUCAACAAUAUCAGAAGGUAUUCCAGCAUUUGGUUGGAUUCUUAUUUCACCAACACCUGCUCCACAUAUUAAAGAAAUGUGUGAUGCAGCACAAUUUUAUUCGAAUCGAGUUUUAAAAGAUUACAAAGAUAAAGAUCCUAUACAUGUUGAAUGGGUUAAACAGUGGGUAAAAAUAUUAAAUGAAUUACAUGCUUAUGUUAAACAAUAUCAUACAACUGGUUUAACAUGGGGUAUACAUAGUCAAAAUGAUUUAAAUACUAAUUCUGCUCGAAAUCCAUUACCAACUCCUCCGACAUCUUCAUUUUCAAAUAUUCAAAUUAAUGAUAAAGCACCACAAAAUGGACUUAUGAGUUCAAUUAAUUCUUUAGGUACAGGUGUAACAUCUCAUUUAAAAAAAGUACCAGAUGAACUUAAAACUCAUAAAAAUCCUCAUUUAAAAGAACAACCAAUUGAACGAACAAAUAAAUCUCAAAUAAUUACAUCAAAUACUUCAUCACAAGUAACUUCAGGUCCACCAAAAUUAGCUCUCGAAGGUAAUAAAUGGAUUGUCGAAUAUUAUAAUAAUCGAACAGAUUUAAAAAUAAGUGAAACAAAUAUGAGACAUACAAUCUAUAUUUAUAAAUGUACAAAUUCAACAAUAACAGUUCAUGGUAAAGUUAAUUCAAUUGUACUUGAUCAAUGUACAAAAGUUGGAAUACAAUUUACAUCUGUUGUAUCAUUAAUUGAAUUUGUUAAUUGUCGUAGUGUAAAAGCACAAGUAUUAGAUAAUGUUCCAACAGUUCAAAUUGAAAAAACUGAUGGUUGUCAUAUUUAUUUAUCAAAAACAUCUUUAAAUACAGAAUUUAUAACAUCAAAAUCAUCGGAAAUGACAAUUAAUGUUCCAUUUGGUGAUGGAGAAUAUAAAGAAUAUCCAAUACCAGAACAAUUCAAAACACAUUUACAAGGUGGAAAACAUCUAGUUACUGUACCAAAUGAACCAUCAGGUGUUUAA
Messenger RNA from Adineta steineri, 1395 nucleotides. The record is from the annotation of a GenBank genome assembly. Lineage: Eukaryota; Metazoa; Rotifera; Eurotatoria; Adinetida; Adinetidae.